Messenger RNA from Lampris incognitus (smalleye Pacific opah), 3735 nucleotides. It is a transcript of the gene flot2b, whose product is annotated as flotillin 2b. Gene Ontology annotation, cellular component: plasma membrane. Lineage: Eukaryota; Metazoa; Chordata; Actinopteri; Lampriformes; Lampridae. The transcript is spliced from 11 exons. Gene Ontology annotation, biological process: protein localization to plasma membrane; regulation of myoblast differentiation. Bases 102 to 1388 code for a protein of 428 amino acids. The record is from RefSeq and is a predicted model, not a curated record.
UUUGUGAGGCGUGUUUCCGCCCAGUGUGUGGAGCUGACGGACGCCAGGUAUCUCGUCGAAAAUAUUCACCUCGCCGACUGCGAUAUAUAGAAGGAAAAACAAUGGGAGGUUGCCUUACGGUCGGACCAAACGAAGCCCUGGUCGUCUCCGGUGGAUGCUGUGGCUCUGAUCACAAGACCUACGUGGUCGGAGGGUGGGCCUGGGCCUGGUGGCUCAUCUCUGACACUCAAAGGAUAACCCUAGAAAUCAUGACUUUACAGCCCAGAUGUGAGGAUGUGGAGACUGCAGAAGGCGUAGCCAUCACGGUCACGGGAGUAGCACAGGUGAAAGUCAUCACUGACCACGACCUGCUGGCGGUGGCUUGUGAGCAGUUCCUGGGCAAAACGGUGGUGGAGAUCAAGGCAGUUGUCCUGCAGACCUUAGAGGGACAUCUGCGCUCUAUUCUUGGUACUCUUACUGUGGAGCAGAUCUACCAGGACAGGGACCAGUUUGCCAAGCUGGUGCGGGAAGUUGCAGCCCCCGACGUGGGCAGGAUGGGAAUAGAGAUUCUCAGCUUCACCAUUAAGGAUGUAUAUGAUAAACUGGAUUAUUUGAGUUCCCUGGGGAAGACUCAGACCGCAGCAGUUCAGAGGGACGCGGACAUUGGUGUGGCUGAAGCAGAGAGGGAUGCUGGGAUACGGGAGGCAGAGUGCAAAAAGGAGAUGAUGGAUAUCAAGUUCCUGGCGGAUACUAAGAUGGCUGACUCAAAACGAGAACUGGAACUGCAGAAAGCUGCUUUCAACCAGGAAGUCAACACCAAGAAAGCAGAGGCCCAGCUUGCCUAUGAGCUGCAGGCAGCCAAGGAGCAGCAGAAGAUUCGUCUGGAGGAGAUCGAGAUUGAAGUGGUGCAGCGGAAGAAGCAGAUCACCAUUGAGGAUAAGGAGAUCAACCGCACUGAAAAGGAGCUCGUCGCCACGGUCAAGAGGCCCGCUGAGGCAGAGGCCUACAAAAUGCAGCAGCUGGCUGAGGGACAGAAAAUGAAGAAGGUGUUGACAGCCCAGGCUGAGGCAGAGAAGAUCAGGAAGAUUGGUGAGGCACAGGCAGCCUCUAUCGAGGCUAUUGGCAAGGCAGAGGCUGAGAAGAUGAGGCUGAAGGCUGAGGCCUAUCAGCAGUAUGGUGAAGCAGCCCAGACUGCCCUGGUCCUCGAAUCCCUACCCAAGAUUGCUGCCAAGGUGGCCGCUCCAUUGGCCAGGACCAAUGAGAUUGUCAUCCUGAGUGGUGAGGGCAGUCGUGUGACGGGGGAGGUGAACCGCCUUUUGGCUGAGCUGCCCGUCUCUGUCAACGCUCUUACUGGAGUUGACCUAACCAAGAUCCCCUUACUGCAGAAGAUGGCGAGCACUCAGGCUUGAAAUCAGCUGACACCACAUCACUAUGUUGUAUGCACUCUCAUAGACUGCCUUUAAUACACUUGAAGAGUUUUGUUUUUUUAUACGUAUAUGAAUAUAUAUAAUAUAUCCAAAUGGAUUUUUGGAAACCUCUGGUGCCUUAAUUCCUACAGGACCAGAACAUCUGCAUGUACUGCUGCUCCGGAAAGGACAUCCAUUUUUUCAUUUCAUUUUUAAAUGGAAAGUUCUUAGUUGUUUUUUGUCCCUCCAAUUUUUAAUAGCAACCCGCGGCCCCAGUCCUAUGAAAUAUCACCUGAUAGGAGAUCUGAUGUGAUUUAAGUCUUGCAUUAUAGUUUGUUCAUUUGUUAAACUGUUCAUACUGUUUGAACUGACCACUAAUCUCAUCUCCUAUUGGCUGGUGUUUAUACAUGGGGGGGCCUGACUGUAUUAAACAAAAAAGUACCAAACUUCCCCUUUCAGCCUUGGCAUGUGUCAGACCUACAUAUUGUUUCAUAUGCCUCUUCCUCCUUUGUCAUAAGCCCACGAGCAACCUAUUUUCCUCAUUUUAGCACUAAUGCCAAACUAUAUUGAUCUCCAGAAUCUGUUAUUGACAGUGUUUCACUAUUUCCCCACAUGUGAUUUGAAGAUUUAUUUAUUUUAUUUUUUUGCAUUGUACAUGCUAUAUUUUUUUUAAGUCUAAAAUGUUGAAAUCGUUCAGGGUUUUCUCUCUUUUUUUCCCCCGUUUCUAUUCGUUUCUCAGUGAUAGAUUUUUACACUGUAACUUGGUGCUCACAUCUCUCACACAAGCCCCUUUCACUGUACAAAAUCCACCUUAAAUCCUGUCCAUUUAUGUAGUGAUUCUACAUCGUUUCUUCUACGGGAGUGACCAUUUGAUAGAUUGGAGUGUGAUUUUUAUUCGUAUCACACGCAAAGGAAGGGAGUUAAAGUCUUGUGCUGAUAUAGUUAGCUUAUUGUAUAGUAAUAUAAUAGUCAAGGUGUUGCUAUGACAUGUUAGUAAGAUUGAUAAAUGAGAAGAAGGAAUAAGAGUUGGUGUAGUAUUGGCGUGAUUUUCUUUGAGGGGAAAAUGUCAAAUAACCUUUUUUUUGUAAGGGUGUACGCUAUCUAAGUAGUUAGGGAAAAGCUUCAUGUGAAUUGCUUCAUUUAAAAAAAGAAAAGAAAAGCCAAACAAUUUAAGAUUUCUCUUUUUCUUCUGAGAAAUGGUUGCAGAAAGAGGGACUUUGGCUUCAAUAACAAGUGAAUAUAUUUGAUUUCAUUCUACCGAUAGACCCACACUAGAUCCAUGUUUGACAGCACCUCAGGGUCUGUUGACAAACUUUUUCUACUAGUGUCAGAGAAGCAUACUUAUUGUUCAGAUAGCAUUGGUAAAUAUCUUAAUUUGCUUAAUUUUAUAUUAGUGAAAUGGGUUACAGAUGUGCACUGUUGUACUUUAGUAAAUAGGCUCUAUACCUGUGAACUUACAUUUGCUUGAAACAAAUGUAUUUGCUUUAAUUCUCACUCCGAGACAUUUGGUGACAUUCCAGCUUCAUAUUUCAUCAUUUUUGUGGUAUUUUGUAAAUUAUCACGCUUGAUUCUUUGCUAUGUUAAGUGUAAAACAAGAACAGGAAAAAAAUUCAGAAGGGACAAGUCACUGUAGACGUUUGCCAAUACAUGUUCCUAUGUAGCAGCAUAGCUCCAAUGUCCGAGGGAAAACUGGACUGUGUGAAAGUAAGGAGCGGUUAAACUGGUGGGGUUCGUCAACAGGUGCUCAUCCUAUCACUUAGGUUUAUCAUUGGAAUUCAUUUUAUUGGUAUUUAGGCAAAACAACCCCUCCAGAAGUUCAAAUACCAUCAAAUAUAAAAUCCUGACAUCCCAUAAACACUCCCACCGUUCUUCACACCCGCUCCUCAGCACUGGUCCGACCAAUACUCGCUAACAGUAUCUGGACACUACUAUCCAACCGCACACUCAAAUCUCAAACAGGCGAACCAAUCCGGUGGGGGUUGGGGGGGGUGGAGGCCUUGCAAGAAGGAGCCAACAUACAAAUACUUUAUUUUUUUUUGCUUUUUGCUGCUGUCAUUGCUGCCAUAUUUACUUUUAUUCGCAUUGAUUUCUUUGUUGUUUUUUUGCGAGUGAAGCUGUUUUUGAACACCAACUUAGGAUAUUUGUAAUGUAGAUUUAGCUUCUACAAAAAUGAAAUAUGUUUGUGAAAACUAGAGUUUUUCAUGUCCUCACUGUGACUUACACCAUUUGUAUCCUUGCAUAUGACGUCUCAAAUUGCCACGGGAGCCCAGUAUGUUGUUGGCGCAUGCCAUCCAUGUGUAAUUAAUGUCAUGCCGUCACGGUUCACUCUUUUAUCUGUUGUUCUAAUAAA